AUGGACUAUGCUCUCGAUCGUGGUGAUCUAAAACUAGUGCAAACCGCCGUAGUUUCAUUUGUAGGCGCACAAGUCAAUGGCAGCGCUGACUUAUUGGCGGAUCCAAGUGUAGAAUUUGACUACGAUUAUAUCCUGGACUGUCAGCCAACAGCGCACCGCAGCGGUCUGGCACUGGCGCUGUCUACGCGCAAGCUGCAGCUGCGCAGUCUCGAAACGUUGGCGCUACAGCACGAGUUCCAUGCGCACAACAGUACAAUUCACGAGAUCUGGACGUCACAAUCGUCGCCUUAUCAGUUGGCGACGUGUUCCAGUGACGAGUGCGUCAAGCUCUGGGACACACGCACGGCGCUGCCGGCCUUGGUCGUGCCAGUCGGUCAAGAGGUUUGGAGCCUGUCUAUUAACCAUGACGAGACGCUGCUAGCCGCGGGAACGGACAAUCUCGUGCUAUUUUACGAUGUGCGCACGGGUGCGAAGCUUGGAGAGUACGGAGAGAGCCACGUGGACGCCGUCACUAAAGUGCGCUUUCAUCCGACGCAACCGGCGUUCGUGGUCACGGCCUCAGAAGACGGUGUUGUGUGUUGCUUUGAUUGCCGUAUUCCCGACGAGGAUGAAGCCCUUGAAAGUAUUUUGAAUGUUGAGAGUGCCGUUACGACCUUGGGCUUCUUUGGUGAGCUCAAGGAGAACAUUUACUGCCUCACAGGCACCGAGACGCUGGAUUUGUGGAAUAUUUGGACUGCCAAGAGACUGCACCACUAUGACACGAUCCGAGACGAUUGCAAUAGCAACGGCCUGGCUACUGACUACUUAAUCGAUUGCGUGUACAACGAUCAGUCAAAUGAUCUCGUCCUGCUUGUUGGUAACCACGAUGGCGACGUCAAUGCUGUCAAUAUUGGCACGAACGCAGCCUCAGCAGGGAAGUUGCAGCAUGUGGCAGCGCUUAAAGGAGGUCAUAAGGCCUGUAUCCGCUGUAUAUACUAUGAUCCAGAGAGCACAACGAUGUUUACAGGAGGUGAAGACACGCGGCUUUGCAAGUGGGUAGCAGCCGAGGCAAGUAACGGUUCCUUUUCAACGUCGUCGACCGCUUCCUUCAGUAAAAGGGCGAUGGGGUGUGACUCUGCAGGCAUUCGAAAAGCGCGCAAGUCAUCCCGUCCAUACUAG
This is a messenger RNA of Peronospora farinosa, 1158 nucleotides long. Lineage: Eukaryota; Oomycota; Peronosporomycetes; Peronosporales; Peronosporaceae. The record is from the annotation of a GenBank genome assembly.